Giardia duodenalis is the source of this 5349-nucleotide messenger RNA. Its product is annotated as Leucine-rich repeat protein. The transcript has a single exon. The record is from RefSeq and is a predicted model, not a curated record. The coding region runs from base 1 to 5349 and encodes 1782 amino acids. Gene Ontology annotation, molecular function: protein binding. NCBI's taxonomy places the organism in Eukaryota, Fornicata, Diplomonadida, Hexamitidae.
AUGCGCGAUGAUGUGACUCUUCAAGAUCUUAUUCAACACUCGUCACUGUAUGUUACAGGAGGCUGUUCUACUGAAACAGCGCUGGCAAUCAUUAGAAGGCUGACACCAUUCGAGCAACAAGAGCUUCAGACCAGAAGAGCAUACCUAUCCCGCAUUGUCUCCCUCAAUCUCACAGCCUUGGGCCUUAAGCACGCGCAUACCUACGUAGGCAACUGCACUUCACUGGCCUUUCUCUAUCUUCCGCACAACGAGCUCUACGACAUCUGGAAAAUUGCUUUAACGCCAUCAAUCCUUCGGCUAGACCUUCGGUUCAACAAACUCGACAACCUGGGAAAUUAUCAUUAUUGGAGCCUUGCUUCACAGCUACGCUCCCUCCAUCUGGACCAUAACAACCUUUCUCUAGCUGCAUUUGAGGCCCUUUCCCCACUUUCAAACUUGGUUAUUUUAACAUGCACCAACAACCCAGCGCUUGAAAACCCACAUUUUCGUCACUACAUCGUAAAUCUUCUCCCGUCACUCCAGUUUCUAAAUGGCUCCGUGAUUUCACUCGCCGAGCGGAUUUCGUAUCUAAAUCUGAGCGAUAGCUUAUUGCAGGGGCUUUCUCUCAACAUCAAAUACAUGGAAUCUUGUCCGUCUCUGUCAUCUCUUGAUGCUUCAUCUCUGGGGCACCUAAAGGAUUGCUACGCCCGUUACUGUGGGAUCAUCUAUGAUUCGGAAAAGCCUAUCAAGGACCUUGUCGACCCAUUUGCAUUUGAUGCCUAUAAUGUUGAGGUCUUUCGUGAUGACUUGCGAGCUAUUGCUUCUGUGUACCAACGUAUGUGUCCGAUUGUGACUCUGCAACGCAUCUGUAAAGGGUUUGUUGUACGAGCCAGAUGCAAGACGAUAAUGUGCCACAGAUCCCAUGCAGCCACAACAAUUCAGGCCUUUUAUCGCAUGUUCAAGGUCUAUGCACACUAUUCAUCGGAAAUAAAGUUGCGUGUUUUGGCUGUCAAACGUGCUACGCUAACCAUACAACGAACGUAUAGAUGCAUGGCAGACAGAUGGAAUAUGGAGCAGAAGGACAGGGAAGAAUCUCACCGUGAGCGUGCCGCUACGCUGAUUGCUCGCGCCUAUCGUCAAAUGGCAAGUCUGCAAUCGCAAUGUCAUUCAUUAAGUGACGCGUCUCGACGUAAUGAUGAACUCAGGAGUCUCCGACUGUACGUCGCAAGAGCAGGAGAUAAAUAUUCUAAUCUGAUAGCCAUUUUCGAGCAACUUAUUCAAAUCAUCCUUUCGGAACUACAAAUAAGCAUUUUUGCUUACCCAGACGCCCGUCCAGAAGAGCUCUCUCUUUAUACUCAUCACAAGGCAGGUGCAUUUUCUGCUACGCCUACAGAUUAUCAGCUUCUCAAGGCAGUGCCUUCGACUUCCAUGAGAGCUGGAGAAGUCUUUGAUAUGUGCAUCAAGAAACGUAACUUUAAAACAUUUGCAGCUGCAUACUCAAUCAUUGCUAGUAGUCCAUAUGAAGCACCAAAAGACAUUCUUCACAGCAAGGCCUUGGCCCGUGCAACUAGCUUUGCGACAAAGGAUUUACACAACAGCCUCUAUCAGCGUGUUAUGAGGAGCUUGGAGUCGGUCAGCCUCCCGGAGAGCACCCAGAAAGCCCAUUGGGAUGCUGCCGAUGGCACAGAUAUGCCAUUCAUCUUACAACUCGACUUUAACCUGUAUUGUAUCUCUAGUCUCUUUAGAUAUCUCUUGUCGGAAUUUCAACUCAUCUCUUUUGCAAGCUUUUAUCCAGAGGACAUGAUCAGUGAUGUUGAAAGGUCUAUUACCGUUGGGAAAACAAUAGCGACAAAGCACUUAUCUCAUAGCCUUUACCAGGAGUUGAUUUCUCUUGUCACCGCAGGCUGUUUCUCUAACAGUAUCAGCAUUCCUUCAUACAGAAAGCGUGCGAAAGAAAAGCGAUCAGUCAUACUGCUGCUAACAGAGCACACAUUGGUACAGACAAGUGCCGCCUGCAGUAUUCAAUCCCUCUUUAGAAUGUGGCGCAGUAACAUGAUACUUACGCCGCUAGAGUUGUUCGGCUACCAUGUCGAAGAGUACAGUGUGAGUCCUGAACAUAGGAACACGCUGACAGACCAAUCUAGACGUGACUCAGCUCUUGCCAACGCUAGUGCUAACUUAAUUGCUGCAUUAAAUCCACGGCAGUCAACCAAUGUGAUCCCCCGAUCUACCUCUCGUUUAUCGGUAUUUACAUCUGCUCCAUCCGUCGACGAUUGGAAAGCACGACUCAACGAGCAUGAUGACGGGCUUAGAUCUUCUUCUAGUACCGUUAAUACUUCUGUCUUAUCUGAGCCACUAGUUAAUUUGCAGAAUACCAGGGACUCUGACUACGGGAAGUCCUCGGAUUGUUAUUUGCCAGAUGACAAGACUACCGUCUCAAAGACUACACUGUAUCAAAGUGACUCAGUAUCUAUCCUACCUCAACACACAAUUCCACCGAAAAGCGUAGAUUCAGAGCAGGGUAUGUACUCUGGCACACCACUUUGUAUGCAUUCCUAUCCAAUUAUCCGCCUAGCUAUUCGAGUAUCAAGAGCGGCUCAGAUCAUUCAGCGGAACUUCCGGCGUAUCUUGGCCAGGAUGAGACUUUUAGUAACGCUAAAGGCCCGAACUGUCUUUGUAGAUAUUGUUAAAAAUGGUUUCUUUUUGAUUUCCCAGACAGUCGCUGGUCAUCUAUUUGACAACUGCUUAUUGAACCCGCAAUCUACACGCAAGCUUCCUCACGUGACUUCCUAUUUGGGAGAACAUUCUUAUAUCACUCUUUUACCGCCUCUAUCAGAAAAAUUUAAGCAACACAUCCAACAACUGGACACUUCACACUAUAGUGAUUCGUCUAGCAGGCCGAAAACAAAUAGUAAGGAAGAACUAGCAGCUCAAAAGCAAAAGCGUGCCAAGGCGUUAGCUGAAGCCUGCGACUGGUCUCUUAGCACUGACUGGGUCUUCAGAGGUUACUACGGCUCUGAUAUCGUUACCGCUAUAGGCUUUGAAUACCAGCUUGACGCGGCCUCUUCACACCUCUUCACGAAGGACCUCGAGACUCUCAACCGCAGACCAAAAAGUAAGCUAGAAAGACGAUCAACCCAAUUAAACAUGAAUGUACUGCAGAACCUGAAUUAUAAUCGCAUUUUCGGCCAUCCGUUUUUAAAGCAGUGGGGGGCCGUUGAAGUCUAUUCGAGUAGGUGUUACAUCAAUUCUGUCCUUUCUGCCAAUAGUCUUUAUUGUCACUACCUACGGUCCUUUCCUCAGGAUAGUCAGAAAGGAGUUGUUCAAGGUAUGCAAGGAACUGGUGACAGGGAGCAACUUUAUAACCAAUCGGACUUCAACUUCUUUGCCCUCCCUAUGGUAGCUGGAGAAUCAAAGAAAGCCUCUCAAUCGAUUUCUGCACAAAUAAUUUGCGGCUUGCGGUCGAUUUCCUCUCUCGCAGUAGGGAUUAACGGUGACGACACUGAAAAUCGGUUUGAAAUGAUAUUAGACUGUGAUCCGUUUCGCACUUUCUGUAGUGACAGCAGACUCUCUUACUUCCCGCAUAAAGAGCAUGAUGAGGCAAUGCUAGAAGAUGUAACGCCAUAUAUACGCUACAACAUGAAGGCGACUAUACUCAGCAAUCUUCGCAUAAUCAAAGAAGGCCUUGUAUUCUCGCUUCCAUCUAAGGAGCUAUUUUCUACGACUCUAUUUGAUGAUUUUCAGUACGUUACUGGCGGAUUAUAUUGUGUCACACAUAGACCUGGUUGCAGCAUACCAGACCUUGCAUUUAAGGCCGCACUUUUGGAGAUAUGGUUCUGCGAUCCAUUCAGAUACAACUAUAGUACAGUAUCUCUAUCUUCUAUGUGUAGAACCUUCCUUGGCAGCCCCGGAAUUAUAUUGACACCCAAUUCUGUAAUCAUGACACUGGCUACACUAUCGAUUCAACGAGUUAUGCGUGGCCAUCUUGUCAGAAAGCAAUUAAAUAUAAUUAGAAACGUGCAUGCACUGGUAAAGCUACAAGAUUAUGUAGAUGCUCCGGUUCGAAACGCUUUUCGUGAAAAGUACGCUGUACAGAUGAUUAAGUCCAUCGUGGAGCCCCCCAAAAAGCCACUUAGCGUCCUACAACUGGGAAGUUUCUGCAGGCAGCCUGCCCACACUCUGUCGACGUCUGCCCUACCCCCAACUCCACGCAAAUUAACGCCCAGAAACACCGACUCCAGCAUGACAUACCUUCAGCCAGCGCAAAUUAAGACUAAGCCCAGGUUUUCCUAUAAUACCGUAGAAAUUGUUCGAGAGGGGCAGCGGGCUGGUGUAUUACCGCUUGUCCUCAAGUCUAACAUACAUCCAAUAGAUGUGCGUACAGAUAUAGACUCGAAAACAUACUCCUUGGAUGCUUUGGAUGCCUAUGCAAAGACAGGAGCAAAUCCAGCCUCUAACGAGACCCGCUUAAUAGAGGCCUUUUACAAAGCCUCUAGGGAGCUUGGACAGACUAUGAACACGCGGACCAACAGAAUAGUUGUUGCUGGGAUCCGGGAAGCUACGCUCAUUGAUCCGCGUCCCGCGGAAAACAUCCAGAAAGCAACACUUUUGCUCAAUGAGUUGAAGGAUUUAACAACCAAGCAACCUAUUCCUAUGCCUGUCCAUGAUAGGCUACGUCUGCAGGAUUAUUACAGAAACAAGAUCAUGCUUCCUAUGGAGCUGCACCGAUUUGUGGCUCAGCAUACGGUGAAAGGUGGAUACAAUGACCAUAGAUCCUCUAGAAAAUCUACUGCAUCGUCUGUACAUCGUGAUAUUGAGUCUACGUCGAGCAAUUCUUCAGUGGUUCUAGGAGGAACUUUGAAGGAAUUGACAGCGUUGAACAGAGAGGUGGAGCGUUUUAGCCUGGAAGAAGACCGACUUACUGAACUUCGCAACGACUAUAGUUUUUCUGAUACCGAAGACGACAAUCUUGCAUGCACAGAUCACUGUUCGUCGUCCAACAACCAAUUCGGGCGUCUUCAUACCCAGUUCACAGAGGCGGAAGAACUUGCCAUUCAAACACAAUUACGCAGAACCAUUUUGGAGAAGGAUACUUCAGCUGCAAAAGAGCAUUGUGCUCAGCAUAAAAUUGCGCUAGCUAAGGAGGUGAGUGCUUAUUCUUCCAAACUUAGGGAAGAGGCAGAGGUUCGUCGCACCUAUAAGCACGCAGAACAGAUGAACCUACGAGCAAAGGUGCAUAAUUCUAAAGCAAUUGCAAAAUGUGGCACUGUUGGAAAGCACUUAGCUGGAGACUUGAUUGCACGUAUGAGAAAGCUAGACUCCGUCUUACGCUCAGAUUGUGCUAGCUGCAGGAAAAUCCUUGAUAAUUAG